Molecule: messenger RNA, 1589 nt
Organism: Effrenium voratum
Lineage: Eukaryota; Dinophyceae; Suessiales; Symbiodiniaceae
Source: the annotation of a GenBank genome assembly
UGUGUAUCUAGUUUAUUCGGCGCAACCUUUGCCGGGCAAUUUGCCGCAGCUGUCCCCAUCACACGUGGAAUCUCACACGAUCGAUGAGCAAUGGUCAGGCGGUGACCGCUUCACUGGUGGCCUCUCUCGGGGCAUUCCUCUUCGGCCUCGACAUCGGCUACAUCGCGCCCAUCCUGGAGUGCGCCAGCUUCAAGCGCGACGUGGGUCACUUGGAGAACUGGCAGAGCCCGGAGUCCAAGAUCCAUGCCGGCCAAGCCGGCUUCAUCGUGGCCAUCUUCUCUAUCGGGUGCCUGAUCACCUCCUUCCCGCCCAUUAGCAGCUACUUCCUAGACGAAUUCGGGCGCCGGAAUUCCAUCAUGCUGGGCGGAGUGAUCUUCCUCCUGGGCUGCGCCUUACAAGCGGGCAGCGCGUCCAUGCAGGUCUUCUUGGUCGGGCGGUUGAUCACGGGCACCUCCAUCGGCCUGCUGAGCAACGUGGUGCCCCUUUACCAGGCUGAGAUGGCACCACAAAACCUGCGGGGCACUCUGACAUCUAUGUACAACAUGAUGAUCACUUCAGGCAUCUUUGUUGCUGCACUCCUGGACGUGUUCCUCGUGGACAUUGACGGUGGCUGGCGCACUGCUAUCGCCCUUCAGGCGCUACCCGCGCUGAUCAUCUUGUCGGCGAUGCCCUUCCUGCCGCGCUCGCCCCGGUGGCUGGUGCAGCAGGGCCGGAACGAGGAGGCGGAGCGGAUGCUCGCCCACCUGCGGGGUGACAAGCUGGUGGUCCAGAAGGAGCUCCAGGAGAUCCUCGCGGAGUAUCAGGCCGAGAAGGAGCUCAGCGGCUCCUGGAAGGAGGUCUUCAGUGGCAAGCUCCUGCGCUUGGUUUGCCUCGGCUCCGCUUUGCAGAUGCUGCAGCAGCUGGUGGGGAUGAACGCCUUCAUGUACUUUGGCCCGCGCAUCUUUGCGGACAUUGGCUUCAACGCAAACUUGUUUCAGACGGUCAGCAACGCAGUGAACAUGAUCUUCACACUGCCGGCGCUGUACUUCAUCGAGUGCACGGGGAGAAGGUUUUUGUUCAUGGGUGGCGCGGUGUGCAUGGCAGUGGCCACGCUGGCGCUGGGCCUGCUGGGGAGCUUCGGCAUGGAAGGUGGUCACGGCAAGUCCCCGGCAGUGAACACUGCGAUGGCUGCGAUGGUCCUGACUUUUGUGGCAGCCUUUGCUUCCACUUGGGGCCCAGUGGUCUGGGUCUAUUGCGCCGAGAUGUUCCCGCUCCGGUACCGAGCGCGCUGUGUGGGCGUCACCACCAUGACCAAUUGGAUCGGCAACUUCCUGAUCGCGCAGUUUACGCCGAUGCUGCUGGCGAAGAUCGGCUUCGAUACCUUCUUCAUCUUCGGCUUCUUCUGCCUUUUGGCGCUCCUCCUCGGCUGGUGGCUGCCGGAGACCGCCGGCGUGCCCUUGGAGCAGGUGGGAUUGCUCUUCGACCACCACUUCCAGGAGGAAAAGCCGUCAGAGUUCUGCAACAGCUACGGCGCAAUCAAGACCGCGUGACCUCGAAGCGCCGAUUUCCGCCUGCCAUCGCCGAUGUUGGGCCGAAAAAGAGGGAGGAAA